UUCCGGAAACACGCAGAGUGAGACUUCCUCCUGUCACUGGGAUCUCUGCUGCUUUAGCAAACGUGGCCUUCCGGAGACCCAUCAGGACCCUGGACCCGGCAGAACCCAGCAGCAGAACCUGGUAGAUGAAUGAGAACCUSACAGCUUCAGCUUCCUUCACCAACCCGACCGUCUGUUGUUUUCCGGCCCCGGCAGCCCCCCAAAGCCCCUCUGAAGAACCGCCAUGUCUGAGACAGAACCGGUCCCGGUCCCGGCCCCCGAGGCCUCCGUUCUGGACGCCCUGAACGCCACGGACUCSAACGGGACCGAGGCUCUGAACGCGACCGUUAAGUUCGUGGCCACCCCGGAGGGCACGGCGCUGGCGUACGGCAGCCUGGUGCUCAUGGCCCUGCUGCCCAUCUUCUUCGGAGCCCUGCGGUCCGUCACCUGCUCCAAGUCCAAGGAGCUCGGAGAAAAUGAUUACGAUUCUGGGUUCAGAAACUCGGCGGACGCUCCGGAGACCAUCACCAGCCGGGACGCCGCCCGCUUCCCCAUCAUCGCCAGCUGCACUCUGUUUGGGCUCUACCUGUUUUUCAAGGUGUUUUCUCAGGAAUACAUCAACCUGCUGCUGUCUGUUUACUUCUUCGUGCUGGGAGUCCUGGCUCUGUCCCACACCAUGAGUCCUCUGAUGUCCAGGAUAUUUCCAGUCUCGUUCCCGAACAAACAGUAUCAGCUGCUCUUCACCCAGGGCUCCGGGGAGUCCAAAGAAGAAAUCAUAAAUUAUGAGUUCGACACCAAGACGCUGGUGUGUCUGCUGAUCAGCAGCGUGGUGGGGGUCUGGUACCUGCUGAAAAAGCACUGGAUAGCCAACAACCUGUUCGGCCUGGCGUUCGCCCUGAACGGCGUGGAGCUGCUGCACCUCAACAACGUCAGCACCGGCUGCAUCCUGCUGGGGGGGCUGUUCGUCUACGACGUCUUCUGGGUGUUUGGGACUAACGUCAUGGUAACGGUGGCAAAGUCAUUUGAAGCUCCAAUCAAACCCUAAAGAAGAACAGCAGGAUGUAUUUCUACUCCAGUUUCUUGGCCUACAUCUUUGGACUGGGCCUGACCAUUUUCGUCAUGCACACCUUCAAACAUGCCCAGCCCGCUCUGCUCUACCUGGUUCCUGCCUGCAUCGGCUUCCCCGUCGUCGUCGCACUCGUCAAAGGAGAACUCACCGAGAUGUUCAGGUAUGAAGAGUCUUCUGAGGAGGCGGAGUCUAAAGAAGACUCAUCAGACUCUGAGAAAAAGGACCAAUAACAUCCAUCACUGCUCCCCCCACCUCCACAUUUCACUGAAGCUCCUCCCCCCUCACCUCUCAAGCUUCCUGUUUGUUGACAGAGGAACAGGGGGGUGGGGUUUAUGUUGCCAAUGUGUUUGUCUCUGGUAACCAUGGGAACUGCAGAUGGUCUCCAUGGUUACGGCUGCUGUCAAACUGCCGGUGUUGGUGUUUGUUGCGACUUGGUGCCUACAUGGCUCCUCCCCUUUCUUCACUCACACAGAAACAGAGCUGCUGCAGGGGGCGGGGCCAGAAUAAACAGGCUUCAGUGGUGGGCGUGACCAAAGGUAGCACGAUGUUCUUGUGUGUUUGCACCUGUUGGCCCAGGUAAACCAGGAAGCUGUUAGAUCUGCUGCUGAGCAGAGACCAGAACCACAUCCUGAGCUCACCUUCAGAUCAGCAUCAUCCAGGUGUGGCUCCUGGUCUCUGUCGACAUGGUCCAGGUGUGGCUCCUGGUCUCUGUCGACAUGGUCCAGGUGUGGCUCCUGGUCUCUGUCGACAUGGUCCAGGUGUGGCUCCUGGUCUCUGUCGACAUGGUCCAGGUGUGGCUCCUGGUCUCUGUCGACAUGGUCCAGGUGUGGCUCCUGGUCUGUGUAAACAUGGUCCAGGUGUGGCUCCUGGUCUGUGUAAAUAUGGUCCAGGUGUGACUCCUGGUCUGUGUAAACACGGUCCAGGUGUGGCUCCUGGCCUGUGUAAAUAUGGUCCAGGUGUGACUCCUGGUCUGUGUAAACAUGGUCCAUGUGUGGCUCCUGGUCUGUGUAAACACGGUCCAGGUGUGGCUCCUGGUCUGUGUAAAUAUGGUCCAUGUGUGGCUCCUGGUCUGUGUAAACAUGAUCCAGGUGUGACUCCUGGUCUCUGUCGACAUGGUCCAUGUGUGGCUCCUGGUCUGUGUAAACAUGGUCCAGGUGUGGCUCCUGGUCUCUGUCGACAUGGUCCAUGUGUGGCUCCUGGUCUGUGCAAACAUGAUCCAGGUGUGACUCCUGGUCUCUGUCGAUAUGGUCCAUGUGUGGCUCCUGGUCUCUGUAAACAUGGUCCAGGUGUGGCUCCUGGUCUGUGUAAAUAUGGUCCAGGUGUGGCUCCUGGUCUGUGUAAAUAUGGUCCAGGUGUGGCUCCUGGUCUCUGUAAACACGGUCCAGGUGUGGCUCCUGGUCUUCAGGUGUGUCUGCCUCCUGGUUUAUCAGCCUCUUCUCUGCCUUCUGCUUUGUUGCGUCAUUUUGUCGUCUCACUUUUAUUUCUGCUGUUUUUGUUUUGUUUUGUUUUUAAAGCCAGACCUUUAAAAAUUAAAACAUCUGACUAGAAGGUUUUGAUUAAGUUUGUUGUUUUUCUUUUAAACAUCUGGUGAUUCUUAAAAUGUGAAGUUAACGGUUUAUUCUGGUCACUGCUGAGUCCUCUGAAAAAAGUCACUUUUGACACUUUUGUUUCAUUUAUAAGUUAAACUAGUUUUCAUUUAAAAGACAGAAUUAAUAAAUUUACAGCAGAGGAGUCAGUUUAUUUCUGUAAAGUUAUUUAUUUCAUCAAGUUCAGUGAAUAAAUCUGUAAAAAUAUGUAGGAAUAAAAAAUAUUAGCUUUAUAUUCAAAGUAUUACUUUUUUGGCUAAAACAAAUUGAUUAAUUAGAUCAGGACUGAAACCUGGAUCAGGACUGGAACCUGGAUCAGGACUGAAACCUGGAUCAGGACUGGAACCUGGAUCAGGUGUGUCUGAGAAAAAUGAAGUAGAUGAACUUCAGGGACCAAAACUUUUCUCCACUUUCAUCUUUUUCUGCAGAAGACAAUAAAAAUAACAGUUUUCUCCGGUUCCAAUCUUAAAUUUCUGGCCACCUUUCACUCUGGGGGAGGAGCAACGAUGGGGGAGGAGCUAGACUGAAACUCCUCCUCCUACUCGUGUCUCAUUGGUGAACAGACUGUGGGGAGGGGCCAAAAAUAUCCUCGUCCAAUUGGCUGUGAGAUUCAAAAAUUAAAGGGAUUUUUAAAUCAGCUUUUUAAAGCUGCUUCUGAUCAACAGAAAACUGUUUAAAUGUUGAUUUAUUUGUUUAGUUUCUCGUUUAUUUUAAGAUUAUUUAAAGUGUUUUAAAUAAAACCAUUUACAAAGACUUUAGACCUUAUAUAGACUGAAAUGUUUGAAUUCAGAUUAUUUUUUGUUAAAGAACUGAUUGAUCAGCAGCACAAAGCUAACCCUUCGUUCAAACUACAGCUCCCACAAUGCACUGCUCCCAGGUUUCUCUCUGUGUUAAACUGGUUCCAUGUUCAGAAAGCGUUUAAAACAUAAGUUUGGUUUUUAUCAGAUAACCUGGACUCAGUAAUAUCAUUUACUUAAUUAUGGAUGUGGGUGUUUUAUGGGGAGGUGCAGAGUUUUUGUAUUUUGAUGUAAAACAAUUAAAAAGUUGUUCAUAUUCAGCCCAGUAAAGUUCAGUAGCUCCUUGUUUUAAACUCGAUGUAUGUGAAAUGUUUUUGUUUUCUCUCUGGUUGUUUGUGAGUUCGGUCUUUUUGCCUCCUCGACUGUAUCUGUUUUAUUUGCAAUAAACCUUUUGGUGUUUGGAUCACCGUUUAGAGAAGCA
Austrofundulus limnaeus is the source of this 3852-nucleotide messenger RNA. It is a transcript of the gene hm13, whose product is annotated as histocompatibility (minor) 13. Gene Ontology annotation, molecular function: aspartic endopeptidase activity, intramembrane cleaving. Gene Ontology annotation, cellular component: cytoplasmic side of endoplasmic reticulum membrane; lumenal side of endoplasmic reticulum membrane; membrane. Gene Ontology annotation, biological process: membrane protein proteolysis. Lineage: Eukaryota; Metazoa; Chordata; Actinopteri; Cyprinodontiformes; Rivulidae. The record is from RefSeq and is a predicted model, not a curated record.